AUGUCUGACAAACUGGUCGAAGCACCCACAGGCGAGAAGGUCCCGGAGAAGGAUCUGUGGAAGUUCAGAGAGCCGUACAGAGUCCACAAGAGGGAAGAGCACUUCGAGGCGGUCUUGGGUGGUAGCUGCCAUUGCGGCGAGGUCAAGUUCCAGCUGAGCAGAGAGACGCCGUUGGCGAGCAAGCUGUGCCAUUGCACGACGUGCCAGAAGCAGCAUGCUGCACCCUUCCAAUGGGCCGCCAUCUUCCACAAGGGUGACAUCAACUUCCAUGACGGCCACCACCACCUCGAAUGGUACGACCCGACUUCAAAGAGCAUUGAGCACCAGCUUCCAUGCAAAGUACGCUGCAAGUACUGCCACAGCCCGAUCAUGGACGAGGGGAGGAACAUGAUCUUGAUGUUCCCGAGCUUGAUUGACUUCCCGGACAAGACGGCGAGGGAUCGGUUCAAGCCAAGAUGCCACAUGUUCUACCCCCAGCGUGUGAUGGACAUCCCUGACGGCCUGCCCAAGUGGUCCGGCAUCAACGAGGACAGCGACUUGAUUGAGGACUCGCCGCCAGAGCAGAUCAAGGAGCUGGAGCGCAAGCGCAAGGAGAAGGUUGAGGAGGAGGUCCACCCCGGGCAGAGAGAGUAA
Molecule: messenger RNA, 633 nt
Organism: Saxophila tyrrhenica
Lineage: Eukaryota; Fungi; Ascomycota; Dothideomycetes; Mycosphaerellales; Extremaceae
Exons: 3
Coding region: 1-633 (210 amino acids)
Molecular function (GO): carbon-sulfur lyase activity
Source: RefSeq, a predicted model, not a curated record